AUGGUCCAUUCCUCCUUUAUUGCUCUCGGGCCACGGCACACCACACCACGCCACGCCACAGCACACCACGCAACAGCACGCCACACCACGCAACAGCACGCCACACCACGCAACAGCACGCCACACCAGGCCACGCCACACCACAGCACGCCACACCUCGCUACAGCAUGCCACACCAUGCCACACCACAGCAUGCCACACCUCGCUACAGCAUGCCACACCUCGCUACAGCACGCCACACCACGCUAUAGCAUGCCACACCACACCACGCCACACCACACCACACCACGCCACACCAUGCCACGCUACAGCAUGCCACGCCACGCUACAGCACGCCACGCCACACCACGCUACAGCACGCCACAUCACGCCACGCUACAGCACGCCACACCACACCACGCGACAGCAUGCCACGCUACAGCACGCCACGCCACGCUACAGCACGCCACGCCAUGCCUCGCUACAGCACGCCACGCCACGCUACAGCACGCCACACUACAGCACGCCACGCCACGGCACGCUACAGCACGCCACUCCACGCUACAGCAUGCCACACCACGCUACAGCACGCCACGCCACGCCAGCCACGCUACAGCAUGCCACGCCACGCUACAGCAUGCCACACCACGCUACAGCAUGCCACACCACGCUACAGCACGCCACGCCACGCUACAGCACGCCACUCCACGCUACAGCAUGCCACACCACGCUACAGCACGCCACGCUACAGCACGCCACGCCACGCUACAGCAUGCCACGCUACAGCACGCCACGCUACAGCAUGCCACGCCACGCUACAGCAUGCCACACCACGCUACAGCAUGCCACACCACGCUACAGCAUGCCACACCUCGCUACAGCAUGCCACACCACGCCACACCACGCCACACCACGCCACACCACGCCACACCACGCUACAGCAUGCCACAUGACGCCACGCUACAGCACACCACACCACGCCACACCACACUACAGCACGCAACACCACGCCACACCACACUACAGCACGCCACACCACGCUACAGCACGCCACGCUACAGCACGCCACACCACGCCACAGCACGCCACACCACGCCACACCACGCCACAGCACGCCACACCACGCCACACCACACCACGCCACACCACAGCAUGCCACACCACAGCACGCCACACCACAGCAUACACACCUCGCUACAGCACACCACACCACGCUACUGCACGCCACACCACAAACACAGCAGCCAUCUAGGUUGGGUUUCAUUUAAAGUCCAUGAGAAAAGGUAG
Messenger RNA from Oncorhynchus tshawytscha (Chinook salmon), 1266 nucleotides. Its product is annotated as histidine-rich glycoprotein-like. Lineage: Eukaryota; Metazoa; Chordata; Actinopteri; Salmoniformes; Salmonidae. The transcript has a single exon. The record is from RefSeq and is a predicted model, not a curated record. The coding region runs from base 1 to 1266 and encodes 421 amino acids.